AUGGAUAACUUUUUAAUUGAACUAAAAAAAAUUUCUGAGCAAUACAACAAUUUGUUGUUGGAAAAAAAAAAGAUCGAUGAGAAAAUUAGACAUAUGAAUGAAAAUAUAAAAAAUUACGAGCAUAAAAAAGAAGAGUAUUUGAAACAAGUUGAGAAAAAAAAAAAUGAGUUGUUAAUGAAUAAGAAUAAGCACAUUAUGCGAUGUCAAAAAAUGGAAGAAUUAAAUAAGAAACUUAAUGAUAUAAUAAUAAAGAAACAAAAUAUUGAUGAUAAUGAAGAGAAAUGUAUGAUAGAAAAACAAAUGAAUACUAUAAAAAAUACAUUUAUAUUAUUGAAGUAUGUUCAAAAGUUAAAUGAUAUUAUAGGGAAAAAAAAUAAUUAUUAUAAAUUAAUGAAUGAAAAAAUACAUAAUAAUAAUUUUACUAAUAAAAAAAAUAUAAAUAUAUUAAAUAAUUUCUUAAAUAAAAAUACUGUUAAUAUGCAACAAAUAGAUAGUAAUUUUUCAAACUGUAUCAAUUAUUUUAAAAUUAUUGAAACAAAUGAUAUGAUAAAAAAGUUAAAUCUACUCUUUUCAAAUACACACACAAAUUUAUCUUUAGAAAAACAACAAUUUUUGUUUGUCCUCUUAAUGAAUGUGUUGAAAAAAAUAAUACAAUCAGAAGAAGGUAUUAUAGAAGAUGUUAAAAGGGGUAAUGAAUUUAUUCAUAAUUUUUUAUAUAACAAUUAUAUAUUACUACAGUAA
Messenger RNA from Plasmodium adleri (nom. inval.), 741 nucleotides. Its product is annotated as conserved Plasmodium protein, unknown function. The transcript has a single exon. Bases 1 to 741 code for a protein of 246 amino acids. NCBI's taxonomy places the organism in Eukaryota, Apicomplexa, Aconoidasida, Haemosporida, Plasmodiidae. The record is from RefSeq and is a predicted model, not a curated record.